AUGGCGCAAACGAGCUCUCAACUCCCUCUCGACAGCGACGGCAUCUGCAUGCUCUGUAAAGAGAAGCCUUCCGAGGAGUCCACUCUUUGCUGCGCCACGUGCGCCACGCCUUGGCACGUGUCCUGCCUCUCUCAGAUUAAAACUUCCGCCCUAGGGUUUGAGUGCCCUGACUGUUCCGGCGACGCCCUCACCGGAGCUCCCGCGCCUGCAGAUGUUGAUAGCAAGGAUCUCUUUGCUAAGAUCCGUGAGAUCGAGGCUGAUGAUUCCUUGUCGGAGGCCGAAAAGGCUAGGAAAAGGCAGCAAUUGCUGUGCGGGAACACCGAAACCGAUGCUGGAGAAAUUUCGGAGGAAAAAGAGGACAAAUCGUGUGAUAUUCUGGCUGUGAUGGGCGAGACUUUGAAGUGUGCUUACUGCAUGGAGCUUCCGGAGAGGCCUGUUACGACGCCAUGUGGGCACAAUUUUUGCUUGAAAUGCUUUGAGAAGUGGAUCAAGCAGGGAAAGCGUACCUGUGUAAAGUGUCGUAGCAUCUUGCCUGACAAAAUGGCCAGCAGGCCGCACAUCAACUCUGCACUUGUGGCUGCUAUGAGAAUGGCGAAGCUGAUGAGAACAAUCACCUCUGGUUCUGUUGCCCCCCAAACUGUUUAUUGCUAUGUACAUGACCAAGACCGUCCUGAUGCGGCAUUCACUACUGAAAGGGCGCAGAGAGCUGGAAUGGCCAAUGCUGCAAGUGGGAGGAUUUUUGUGACUCUUCCGAAAGACCACUUUGGACCUAUUCCGGCAGAAAAUGAUCCUGAGAGGAAUCUUGGGGUUUUAGUUGGGGAAACGUGGAAAAUGCGUAUGGAAGUCAGGCAGUGGGGUGUGCACUAUCCUCCUAUAGCUGGCAUUAGUGGGAAGGCACAUUAUGGCUCACAAUCAGUUGUCAUUUCCGGAGGCUAUGAGGACGAUGAAGACCAUGGUGAAUGGUUUAUCUACACUGGAAGACGCACGAACAAGGAGCAUUCAUUUGAUCAGGAGUUUACAGACAGCAAUCAGGCUUUGAGAGUUAGUUGCUUGAAAGGUUAUCCGGUUCGUGUUAUCAGAUCAGAAAAGGACAAGCGUUCUCCUUAUGCCCCGGAGAAAGGUUACCGGUACGAUGGGGUUUAUAGAGUAGAAAAGUGUUGGAGAAAAGCAGGAAUACAAAAGUUCCUUGUUUGUAGAUAUCUAUUCGUAAGAUGUGAUAAUGAGCCUGCUCCAUGGACAAGCGAUGAUCAUGGUGAUCGCCCUCGGAGUAUGCCAGUCAUUGCGGAGCUUGAAGAGGUUCUCGAUGUUUAUGAAAGGAAAGAUAGUCCUUCAUGGGAUUAUGACGCGGUAGAAUGUUGCUGGAAAUGGAUCAAACCACCACCUCGUAGUGAAGAAAAGGUGGUCGAUGUAAAUCCCGAAGACAGAGCGAAGGCAAAAUUGGUCAUUAGGAAAGCUCAAACAAUUUCAAUGAGUGAAAAGCUUCUACAAGGCCAAUCAUUUGCACAAGAGAGGGUAUGCCAGAAUGGGCGAAGGCUUCGCUCGAAGAAAAAUGUACUAACUUGCCCUGCAUGCCCAACUGAUAUUACUGAGUUCCUUCGCAGUCCUCAGGUAAACCGGGAAAUCAUGGAGGUUAUAGAGAAACUGCAGUCUGGAAUUGAUACAUAUGCAAACGGUGAUGCCAAGGGCUCGGAGGAAAAUAGUACUGGGAAUGGGAAGGACGACACAGUCGACCCAUCAAAUGAAGAAGCAGAAAGCCAGCAUGAAAAUCGGCUUAAGAGAAAGAGUAGUUCUCCUAGCCUCUCAGAUGAAGAGGUGAACACUGACAUUUCCAAGAGAAGCAAAGUGGAUGUUGGUGAUGAAGAAGUGAAUACUGUCAAGGCAGAAUCCGAAAAUUGA
This is a messenger RNA of Salvia splendens (bonfire salvia), 1896 nucleotides long. RefSeq names its product E3 ubiquitin-protein ligase ORTHRUS 2. Gene Ontology annotation, molecular function: metal ion binding; ubiquitin protein ligase activity. NCBI's taxonomy places the organism in Eukaryota, Viridiplantae, Streptophyta, Magnoliopsida, Lamiales, Lamiaceae. The transcript has 10 exons. The record is from RefSeq and is a predicted model, not a curated record. Gene Ontology annotation, biological process: negative regulation of gene expression via chromosomal CpG island methylation; protein ubiquitination. Bases 1 to 1896 code for a protein of 631 amino acids.